AGAAGAAGAAGAAGAAGAAGGAGGAGGAAGAGGAAGAGGAAGAGAAGGAAGAGAAGGAGAAAAAGAAGAAGAAGAAGAAGAAGAGACCCAGCCCCUCUGUAAACCAGCACAGAGAAGCGUCCGGGUUUCCACCCCUUUGCCGAUUAAUUUGGUAGCAGGAUAGCGACGGACUAAAUCGGGAAUGGCUCCUGUCCGUUUUCCACACAAGUUAUAAAAUGCUAUAUCAGUACGGGUUAUUAAUGUUACAGUUUAACGCAGGUUUGUUUUUCACCUCCACGGUCUACGGUUACUUCCUGGUGCCACAGAUAGAGGCAGUGCUGAGUUAAAGAGACAGAAAUAUACUGAUAGAAAUUCAGAUAGAAAAAAAAUACUGAGAGAAGAGAGGGGUUGGAGACGCGAUAGGAACAGUUGACUGGAUUCCCAGAAAUUGAAAACCCUCUCUCUCUCUUCCUAUUUAUAUGUAUUUUUGAUAUUUCUUUGUUAAACCGAGUCGGUAUUCUUCGUUGGUUUGUAAACUAACACACGGUUUGGAUGACGGCUGGCUGCGGCUAAAGCGGAAUUGUAACGGGGGAACAUAUUCCUCCCUCCGACGGAGAAGCCUCGCAGAGAUUUUCCCUUUUUAUUUUACAGUGGACUCAUUACUGUGUUAUUUUUAAACCACAAAAUCAUCCCGGGUGUUAUUUUAUAUAUUUUUUACGAUUCCACAAGGAAGGGUUAGGGCGACGGAAGAUGGGUUGUUUGGGCAACAGCAAGACUGAAGAUCAACGCAUCGACGAAAAGGCACAACGAGAGGCUAAUAAAAAGAUAGAAAAACAGUUACAAAAGGAAAGACAAGCGUAUAAAGCCACACACAGGCUCUUAUUACUGGGUGCGGGAGAGUCCGGAAAAAGCACCAUUGUGAAGCAGAUGAAGAUUCUACACGUCAACGGCUUUAACGCGGAAGAAAAGAAACAGAAAAUCCAAGAUAUUCGGAAAAACGUGAAGGAUGCCAUAGUGACUAUAGUGUCUGCGAUGAGCACUUUAAUACCCCCAGUUCCGCUAGCCAAUCCAGAGGACCAAUUCAGAAUCGAUUACAUCAAAAGCAUAGCACCUCUCUCCGACUUCGACUACUCACAGGAGUUCUUUGAUCAUGCAAAGAAGCUGUGGGACGACGAAGGAGUGAAGGCAUGCUUUGAGAGGUCCAAUGAGUACCAGCUCAUCGACUGUGCACAAUAUUUCCUGGACAGAAUUGACUCUGUAAGACAGAACGACUACACACCAACGGACCAGGACCUGCUACGCUGCCGAGUGUUAACAUCAGGGAUUUUCGAGACGAGGUUCCAAGUAGACAAAGUGAACUUUCACAUGUUUGAUGUUGGAGGCCAGAGAGAUGAAAGGAGAAAAUGGAUCCAGUGCUUUAACGACGUCACUGCUAUCAUCUUCGUGGUGGCCAGCAGCAGCUACAACAUGGUAAUAAGGGAAGACAAUAACACCAACAGGCUACGGGAAGCCCUGGACCUCUUCCGCAGUAUUUGGAACAACAGAUGGUUACGCACUAUAUCGGUCAUAUUAUUCCUGAACAAGCAGGACAUGCUGGCUGAGAAAGUAUUAGCUGGAAAAUCCAAAAUUGAAGACUACUUCCCCGAAUACGCUCGCUACACCAUACCAAAUGAAGCAACUCCUGAACCUGGUGAAGACCCAAGAGUGACGAGAGCCAAGUUCUUUAUCCGAGACGAGUUUCUUCGGAUCAGCACUGCGAGUGGCGACGGAAGACAUUACUGCUACCCCCACUUCACCUGCGCCGUGGACACAGAGAACAUCCGGCGGGUGUUCAACGACUGCCGGGACAUCAUCCAGAGAAUGCACCUGCGGCAGUACGAACUCUUGUGAUGGGAGACCACCUCCGUCAGCCUUCUGUGUUUUUCUCCACCAUUCUGCAUCCUUGACAAACCCCUCCUCCUCCACCCUUACUCCUCCCCCCCCCC
Etheostoma cragini (Arkansas darter) is the source of this 1964-nucleotide messenger RNA. RefSeq names its product guanine nucleotide-binding protein G(olf) subunit alpha. The record is from RefSeq and is a predicted model, not a curated record. Gene Ontology annotation, cellular component: heterotrimeric G-protein complex. The transcript has 12 exons. Bases 730 to 1869 code for a protein of 379 amino acids. Gene Ontology annotation, biological process: adenylate cyclase-modulating G protein-coupled receptor signaling pathway. Lineage: Eukaryota; Metazoa; Chordata; Actinopteri; Perciformes; Percidae. Gene Ontology annotation, molecular function: G-protein beta/gamma-subunit complex binding; GTPase activity; G protein-coupled receptor binding.